GCCGAAACAGGUUGCUCACUUGCCGUCGUCUUCUCCCUUCUCGCACUGCCCCCAAUCCCCACCCAAACCCUCGUCGCACCAAUCACGAGCACGCCAUGGCGCCGCCGCGCCAGCCCCCGGAGCUCAUCGACGACGCCGUCGCCGAGAUCCUCCUUCGCAUCCCUCCGGACGAGCCCGCGGACCUCUUCCGCGCCUCCCUCGUCUGCAAGCUCUGGCUCCGCAUCGCAUGCGACCCGGCCUUCCUCCGCCGCUACCGCGCCUUCCACCGAGGUGCCCCGCUGCUCGGCUUCUUCUACCGCGUCAGAUGCCCGAGCCGUUCCCCUCUCUUCAUCCCCACCACGGCAGCAUCGCCCUCCUUGCGCCCGCCGGCGUACGACGACCACAAUUGGUUGGUCGUCGACUGCCGCCACGGCCGCGUCCUCCUCAGGAACAGGAAAUCGGACAAGACCUCCUUCUCUCUGUGGGAUCCGAUCACCGGUUCCCGGGAUGAGCUGCCGCCGCUCGAUAUCUGGUGCACGCUCUACUCAGCUGUGGUGCUCUGCGCCGUGGCCGGCUGCGAUCACCGCGACUGCCACGGAGGUCCGUUGCUCGUGGUCUGUGUGGGGAACGGCUAUGGGGGCAAGGCCGUACGCGCGUGCGUGUACUAUCGAGGCCCGUGCCUGGGGCACGCCAGAUUCUGCUUACAUUGAAGGCACGUACAUCUUCCACUCAAACCGUGCUGCCCUUAUCGGAGAUGAAAUCUACUACCUUAUUGUUGACCUUGGUGCCGGAAUUCUCAAGUAAGAUUUGGUCAAGCAUAGCUUUUCGAAGAUUGACUUGCCGGGUAUGUACGGAAAGGAAGUCCUGAUGCAAAACGAGGAUGGUUCACUGGGGUUCGCUGGUGUAAGUGGUUCCAGACUUCACCUUUGGUCGAGAAUGGUGAAUCCAGAGGGGGUUACAGGAUGGUUACAGCAGAGGGUCAUCAAGCUUAAGAUAUCGCCUAAAGCUUUUGCUUUUGGUUUUGCUGAGGGUGCCGGGGUUUUCUUCAUGAGCACAAAAGCUGGUGCUUUCACAAUUGAGCCGAAGUCAGGGCGGGUGAGGAGGGCAGGCGAGUCUAGGGAUUACUGUGCCUUCUUCCCCUUCAUAAGCUUCUUCACUCCAGAUUAUGCUUGUGGGAAAUUGCUAUUGCUAUCGAAGACAAAUUAAUCACUGAUGAGCACGUUUGGCAGCAGCUGACUACUUUCCAUCAAGUUGAGUCUGCUACUGUUGGCAUCUUAUUGGAGCUGAUGCUUCUUUGCCGUUGUGUCGGUAGUUUAAUUUAUGAGGACACAUUAUGCUGUAUGUCUCUGGUUGGUUAUGAUUGUGUGACAGUGAAAUCUGAGUUUCAGGUUGUCUGUUAAUGUUACUUUGGUUGGUGUGUGUUAUAUUGAUGGUUGAAGACUCUGACCUGAACUUGAUAGUUUGGGGUUAUUUUUUCUGAAAUGAAUCUGGAUGCUUCAGUUUAUUUUCUACUGGAAA
Molecule: messenger RNA, 1497 nt
Organism: Panicum virgatum (switchgrass)
Lineage: Eukaryota; Viridiplantae; Streptophyta; Magnoliopsida; Poales; Poaceae
Exons: 2
Coding region: 96-689 (197 amino acids)
Molecular function (GO): protein binding
Source: RefSeq, a predicted model, not a curated record